GUGGAAUUAUAAACCGCGGCUAGCAGUUAAGCUAACAGCCCCAAGAGGAGCCGAGGGCAGCCGCAUGUCUUCUGGGUGUGAGCCGUUGUCAAAGCGUCGAAAAAAUACCCGCCGGCUAAAGGGAGACAUCUCCGUUUCGGAGAACGCGUAUAAUCUCUCAGCCGGGGGGAGGGAGACACCGGUUUACACCCAGCAUUGUGUUUUCACACACCGGACAUUGAGACGGGAAACGACGCACAGACGGGGAGCUAACGAGCAAGUAGCAUGGCGCGGGACUACGAUUACCUCUUCAAGCUGCUCAUCAUCGGCGACAGCGGUGUGGGGAAAAGCAGCCUACUGCUGAGGUUUGCAGACAACACGUUUUCAGGUAGUUACAUUACCACCAUCGGCGUGGACUUUAAGAUCAGGACGGUGGAAAUAAACGGAGAGAAGGUGAAGCUGCAGAUUUGGGACACGGCGGGACAGGAACGGUUCCGUACCAUCACUUCAACGUAUUACCGAGGCACACAUGGUGUGAUAGUGGUUUAUGAUGUGACGAGUGCAGAGUCCUUUGUAAAUGUCAAACGAUGGCUUCAUGAAAUCAACCAGAAUUGUGAUGAUGUUUGUCGAAUAUUAGUGGGUAAUAAGAACGACGACCCCAACUCGAAGGUGGUGGAGACGGCCGACGCACAGAAGUUCGCCGAGCAGAUGGACAUCCGGCUGUUUGAAACUAGCGCCAAGGAGAACAUCAACGUGGAGGAUAUGUUCAACUGCAUUACCGAGCUGGUCCUCAGGGCAAGGAAAGAGUCUAUGGCCAAGCAGCAGCAGCAACAGCAGAGCGAAGUGGUCAAACUCAGCCGGAACAGCAAACGCAAGAAGAAGUGCUGCUAACAGACUGGAGUUGUAGCGCUACACUCUCAGAGCCAACUAAACAUGCCACUGAACUGACAAGAGCCAGAGAACAGCCACAGAACGCAGCAUCCCGAGAGAGACGAGCCAAAUCAAAUCGAAAGAGAUGUAUCUAUAUCUAUAUAGAAAUCUACUAAUUAAAAAAAAAAAAAAAAAAAAAAUUUCGGACUUUCUAUUUACACACACGAUAGACUUCUGCAGACUCGAACGUAGAGUUAAGUGAAAACGGAUUCAGGUGGCCACCGCGUCCUUUUUCGCAAAGGUCGAGGAAGUCCACUGCCCCGAUGACCUUUAAAGGAGAAGUCUGUAAUCAUGCCAGCCCUCAGAUAAACACCCACAUUUUUGAAACCCAUUGACAUGUUGGUAUUUCAUCUGCAUUCAUUUUGUUUCGCGUCAUCCAGACAAGAACGUGCCAUUUGACACGAACGAGGAUGACAAUGAUGAAGAACCAUGCAGAGAGAUCCUCAUGCUUUAUCAAUUCACAGGAAGUCUGGCCAGCCUGGACCAAACGCUCAAAUCGCCGCCGAUCCCUCAGAGAUGAAUUAUUUUUGCUCUUUUUUUUUUUUUUUCUUUCCUUUCGCUUGUUGUUGUACAUUCAUUUUUUUGUUAACUAACAAAAUAUACCACUGUAAUCAGUCGCACAGGGGAUUUGGUGCCACCAACCGGACCUUUUUUUUUUUUUUAUUUGCUCUUACAGUGCCGAAGGAAAUUACUGGACCUCAGUGCAGUGAACUCAUUUAUGGAAAAGGGAUAACUUGUAUUCAGACCUGCACGCAGUAGUGUUAUUGGGAGAUUCAUAUCCUUCAGAUUUCACACGCCUGCAUUACCUGGACUCAGGUGUGAUGACAAACCGGCCAAGCGGCCAAUCAAUCAGCUGCCUGUCAUUACGCAAGCUUUGGAUCUGAAGACACUUCAUCUGUUAGACAGCGAUAGAGUGGAGUAUCUUUAGUCAUGAGUAAAGUACUAGAAGACUGAUGUUCAUUCUGACCUGUUUAUUCUCGCUUCUUUAAUCAUUUCAGCGUAAAAGAGCUGCCAAAUCCAGGUGAAUGUUUUGUACAAGAUAUACGUAUUCAAAUCUAAAGAAAUACCUGUCUAUAAUUAGCAGUCGAAUUUAGGGAGCCUCCUUUGCAUAUUUCAUCAGCGUAACUAUGAUCGGAAUCCAAGGCACAGAGCUUAACAGAAGACGAAAAACGAUCAUGUUUAGACACACAUAUGAAACGGCACAGGAAGUGCAAACGAACGUCUCAAGAAAGAACCCGAAGCGGAGCGUGAGCCGUGAACGCGCGCGUGCAUAUCGGUAUUGUAAUCUACACGAUGUACAUAUACAAACACGCAUGUUCGUAGGUAAACAUCAUUAUGUGUGUGUUUUAUAUAUGUGUAAGCUUAAUGAUCUGGUGUACACUGGAAAAAAAAAAAAAAAGAUAUUUUGAUAUUUUGCCACUCAUUCAUUUUGUUCGCUUUAUCAUGAAAUUAACCGAUGAUAAUAAACAUUUUAAAAUAA
This is a messenger RNA of Hemibagrus wyckioides, 2389 nucleotides long. RefSeq names its product RAB35, member RAS oncogene family a (gene rab35a). Gene Ontology annotation, cellular component: endosome membrane; plasma membrane. The transcript has 6 exons. Gene Ontology annotation, molecular function: GTP binding; GTPase activity. The record is from RefSeq and is a predicted model, not a curated record. NCBI's taxonomy places the organism in Eukaryota, Metazoa, Chordata, Actinopteri, Siluriformes, Bagridae. Gene Ontology annotation, biological process: endocytic recycling. The coding region runs from base 265 to 870 and encodes 201 amino acids.